CUCCAGCUCCAGACCUGAGCUCGAACGCGCCUUUGCUUGCAGCCCGAAAAGGGGUGUUGGACGCCAACACCUUGCCUGAACCCGGAGAAGAUCGCCCUCGCCCACUCUUCCAAACAAUUCGAGGGACAUCGUCGCGACUCUCCACGAUAACGUUGAUCCUUACGUUUCCACCGAACACACACCUACAUAAAAAAACUACCUUCGAAACUUCUGGGCGCUUUGCUCCAGAAUCGCAGCUAUGAGCGCGGUUAAAAACCUCCGAGCCAUGUUUGAGCAAAAGGGGGAGACGAGCCCCCCAGACAGAGGCAGGUCGCCAGGUAUUCCACCCGGAUCCGAGUCACCCAGGCCCCUCUCCAAGGUCCGAACGAGCUUCAUCGCGAUCGAGAAGGACGAUGCAGCUGUGCCUGGUCAGGACGCGCAGGAUGCCAAGCGAGCCGCUCCAUCCGGCUCUGCCGCACAGUCGACGGCGCCAGCAGCGGAUGGAGCCGCGGACAAAGAAUCGUCUGGCGACGCAAAGUCAACACAGGGCGAGGCGGGAAAGACAAGCGGGACAGCGAAGAAGGCAGAGCCAAAGGUGACCGCUGGGAAGGAGGCCGACAAGCCCGCCGCGCGCACAACGAAGUCUGCACCAAAGCCGCUCCUGGCGCCUUCAGCGAGCAAGUCCGCAGGGAAGCCAGAGAAGUCACCCACGGUGCACAAGGCUCCGAAGAGCCCUGCCCCAGCGUCAGCCCACCCCCCUGCUGUUAAAAAGACGCCCGAAAAGAAGGCACAGCCGCCGGAAACGCCGGCCACGCCUCAUACUACCGCUGCCUCCUCGAAACCCGCAGGCCCAUCGUCCAGCAAGAAGCCGCAGCCGCUUCAGUCGUCCCCGGCAAGCACCGGGUUCGUCAAACCGAAACCCAAGUCUCCCACGCGUCCUGUCAAGCUUCCCCCAGGCUUAACCACGCACACCGCCUCGUCCGGCUCCAAGAUCAACGCCCCGCGUCAGUCCCUGUCCCGCGCUAGCGAAACCCGCGCUAGCGGCACCUCCCUCCCCGGCGAUUCCCACGGGCGCCCUGCCAGCCGAGCCAGCGCCUCGACCGCCGGCGGUGCCGCCCCCAAGCCGGCCCCGGUGAAGGCCCUGAAGAGGCAAAGCUCUACCAUUAGCCGGCCUCGGCCGAGCCUGGGACCGCCGCCGAAGCAGCCCGCCAAGGAUCACCCGCCGACCAAGCGGGAGAAGGAGAUCGACCAGGGGUUCCUCGCCCGCAUGAUGCGGCCCACCCAGGCGUCGGCGUCCAAGGCGACGGAGAAGGUGGUGCUGACGAGCCCGCCCCGGAAACCCGCGGCAGCGACGAAGAAGGCGGCUGCGGCGUCAAAUCCUGCCAGGACAGCAGCUUCUAAGCCGACGGCGACUGCUACUGCUGCCUCUACGGCGAAGGCCCGGACCUCGACUGCGAAGGACGGCAUCUCCGCGGACGCCGAGCGCGCCGCCGCGGCUAAGAACGCCGUCAAGACGACCAAAGCGGCUGAGGGCGAGGCCAGCUUGCCCGAGGAAGGCGACCGGAAGAGCGCCGCUGAGGUGGCGCCGAGUGCGGAGCAGAGCGAGACCGUCGAGCAGGCGGUUGCUGCUGCCGACCACGCCGAGGACCACGCUGUGUUGCCUCCGGCCGAGGAAGCGGCUGCUGUUGCUGUUGAGGAGCCAUCUGCGGAGGAGUCCAAGCCAGAAUCAGUCCCCCCCCCGGUGGAGGAAUCGGUUACUGAUGGCCAGGAUGGUACGGCAGAGGUUGACGAAGGAGGGCAGAAAGAGACCGAGGCCGCCGCUGCCGAGGCGGCUGCCGAGGCCGAGACAGCAGCGGCGGAAGAGAAGGGUGACGCAGCUGAGCCUACCGUUGCGUAGGCGACAUAGUUUCGGAUUCUUGACGGCCGCCAGCGGCAGGCUGCAUUUCAUCGAUUCUUGUAUUCUCCUUUUUAAUCCCGCCUCCACUUUCAGAAGAGUUGGCAUAGCGUUUGUUGGAGGAUUUUGUAUUUCAUGAUACCUGGUGGGAAAAAGGCGGGCUUUGUAAGCGGGGAGUUGGCGAUGGAGCAUGUAGGGUAGACUAGCUGUCACCACCAGGCGUCCUGUGCGUUUAAGGAAUGCAAUUCUGCCUUUUGACAAGAAGAUACAGCUGAAUGCGCGGUACAUAUGAUACAUUU
Molecule: messenger RNA, 2172 nt
Organism: Thermothielavioides terrestris NRRL 8126
Lineage: Eukaryota; Fungi; Ascomycota; Sordariomycetes; Sordariales; Chaetomiaceae
Exons: 3
Coding region: 266-1876 (536 amino acids)
Source: RefSeq, a predicted model, not a curated record